Molecule: messenger RNA, 432 nt
Organism: Rasamsonia emersonii CBS 393.64
Lineage: Eukaryota; Fungi; Ascomycota; Eurotiomycetes; Eurotiales; Trichocomaceae
Exons: 2
Coding region: 1-432 (143 amino acids)
Source: RefSeq, a predicted model, not a curated record
AUGUCGGAGCCAGCCCCCGUGAUCCUCUGUGGAAAGACCACCCAGAUUGGCGAGGGCGUCAUCGCCAAUCUCAAACCAGAAUACGAAGUUGUCCACUUCAUCAUGUCGCCGGAAGAAGGGAAGGUGGCCAUCCCGGCGAUUCUUCGAGGAGAGGCGCCUCCCAACCCCAGCAACGAUCUGGGCUCGAAGAACUACUCGAGGCCGCCCAUAGCCGUGCUGACGGGCGCGGGAUAUGACGACCAGGGCGUCGAGGUGAUGCGCACGGCUGCAAAGGGUCUGAAGCCACUGCCUUGGCUGCGGCCGGAUACCUCCAAGCCAGCCCCGCCUCUCGGGCCGGAAUAUGGCAAGGCCCUGGUGGAGAGGAUCAAAGUCACCUUGAAGGAGAUGGCAGAGAAGGGCGAGCUGAACGAGGAUAAGGUCGUCUGGUACUAG